Messenger RNA from Gryllus bimaculatus (two-spotted cricket), 1372 nucleotides. The record is from the annotation of a GenBank genome assembly. NCBI's taxonomy places the organism in Eukaryota, Metazoa, Arthropoda, Insecta, Orthoptera, Gryllidae.
AUGCUGGUUUGUGUUGAUCAAAAUCAUGUUGAUCAUAUCGAGCAGGUGUUUGUGAUUUUAUUUCUCCUUGGGAAGGCUUCAAAUCACACUCUGCAGCAAAAGGCAGGUUCUGAAAAAGCACAGUCUGAGCCAAAUGUUUGUCAAAUUCUUCCUCUUGCUGCUUCAUUUCCUGCAACUUUCUCAAUUUCUCUUCCAUCUCUUGUUUCAUUUGCUGUUGUGACAUUUGUUGUUGAAGUGUCUGAAGUUGACGCAUUACCUCAGGUCCUGUUGCUUGCUGUGCUGCUGCAUGUUGUGCCUGAGGAGUUUGAGGUUGCUGCUGAGGCGAAGGUGCAUUGUCAUCAUCAUCUUCAGACCCAUAAUCGAAAUCAAGAAGUUUUUUAUCGAAUUUUACCUGGAAACAUCAACAUUGUGAAGUUGAUCCCAAAACUCCAGGGCAAAUCAACAAGUUUUGAAUGUGUGGCAAACUCUGCAAUACCUGAUCUGUUUCUGGAUGCCCCCCAGGAUCUUGUUGUUUCAGUAGAAUUUGCUGCAAAUGCUGCAAAUGUUGAAGGACGAGAUGGUGGAGCAACCAGUGCUAGACUCGUGCAGUUAAGUGAACAACCCUGCAAUAUUCACCACUAACCACCAACAAACCACAAUUUUGUUAAGUAACCAGCCCCCCCUUCAACCAACCACUUGCAUAUUCUAAAGGGGCUGAUUCUGUUGCUGACUGUGGACUAUGUGCGUGAAACAUGGCAUGUAGAAAUAAGAGUUUAUUAACACAAAAUUAUAUACAGGCAGAAUUAUUAGCAGAUUACAUAUCUAUACAAACAUUCUUGCGAUUCAUUGAUUACUUCAGUGAGAAGUGCAACAAGUGUUUCGUAUAUAGUACAACCUGCCGAAGGUGGAAACCUGCCUUUGCCAGAAAAAUUUCAGUAUGGAAUAUUUUCCAAUGCAAAGUAUACUGGAUAAGCUGGAAAUCUGAAUAACACGGAAAGGGGAUGGAAUUUUUAGUGUGAUAUUAAAAAUUCUGGAUUAGACAGAAAACGAUUUGUUUUAAAAUUAAAUUUGAACUUCGAAGUGUAGUGACAUUGUACCAAGAGAGACUCAAAAGAGUUGUGCUCCACCAGGCCAAUGUUUAUUUGUAAUAACUGACUUCCACAAGCCCAUGUGAAGGAAGGAGAGAUGUGAAGAGCUAUUCUUCCACACUUGUAUUGCAUGCUUUGGGUUCAGUGGUUCUCAACAUUUACAGUUGUUCAGUUUGACAAGUUGCAGGUAUUGUGUUAAUCAAGUGCUUAUGAAGUCAGGAAGCAAAUUGAAAAUGUUCUCUUGGUGAGAAAAUUAGACUAAUUGAAGAACAUGAGCAAAGCAGCAACACUGAAACUAAUUUCAU